Gigantopelta aegis is the source of this 4394-nucleotide messenger RNA. RefSeq lists its product as uncharacterized. NCBI's taxonomy places the organism in Eukaryota, Metazoa, Mollusca, Gastropoda, Neomphalida, Peltospiridae. The coding region runs from base 1308 to 2435 and encodes 375 amino acids. The record is from RefSeq and is a predicted model, not a curated record. The transcript is spliced from 5 exons.
UAUUCUUUAACGUGAGCUUGGAUAAAAUUUACCAUUAUUUAAGUGGAUAGAAUCGUUGUAAUAAGAUUGCCAUCGAACACGACAGUGAGUAGUUCUUUCAAAAUUUGACGUUGUACAACCCAUAGGUAUUGUAAUUUUGCAUUAUUUUAGUUAACGUUCUUUACUUUCAGGCUAAUUUAAAAUGUACCUGUAGUACAGGAACGGCCAUUUUGUUUCCAUAAGAAUAAGAAUAAUUUCAUAUUUUCAUCACAAAUCUUUUCUAGGCUUUAGUAACGAAAAUCAGUUGUAGUAGCUGAGUAAUUUUGCAAAAAAACAUUUUGAAUUUGUUUUUAAUUUUAGUUUCAUUUGAUAGAAUAAACGCCUCAGGAAUAUUUGGUGCGGGACUAUUUUUUAUGUGAGCUGCGUAAUUUUGCAAGAAAGUUAAAAACAUUUUGAAUUUGAUUUAAUCUUUUAAUGAAAGGUUUCGACGUUUGUCCUUAUGAUUAAUAUUUUGAACAUUUGUGUUUUAUUAAGUAUUUUGUAGUAAACAUAUAAGUUACAAAGCAUUUUUGCUGUAGUUAACCAUUUAGAUCAUAAUAUAUGCAAAUACAUGUUUUAGUUUAGUAUUCACAAAUUGCAUCUAUUUUAGUAUGUUGCCCCAGUUUUAGUAAUAUUUUUUAGGGUUCAUCAUAGCCAAAGUAGUUAGAAAUUGUGUUCUAGCUACACCAUGACCAUGCAUCUAUUUUCAGGGAUGUAAUUUUCAACUUUUUUUGCACAAAAUAUUUGCACAAAAUAGACUGGAUUUGAUCGGAAAUGUUAAAAAAUUACCUUUAUUUAGAUAUUUCAGCUUUUAAAAUAUAUUUCCAGCUUUCUUUCCUUUUCAGCUAUAGACCUAGUCAGGUGUAUUUAAUUGAUUCUUGGGGGUUUUUUUAUUAGUCAUUAGCAUACAUUUUUGUAUUAGGAGUAUAUAUAUGCAAACAGUGCAUAGACCCAAGUUUAGUAAGUACUGUAUUACAACAGGUUAAUUUGUUGAGAAUGUUUUUCAAAUUGAUAUGUAUUCAUUGUACUGUCUUUUUCUUUCAUUUGUUUUACUGUCAAUGAUGAAGUGUUGAGAAUCUGUUCGAGUUUCAUCGUCAAUCAUCUGUUGUAAUUUAUGAUAGUCAGUUAGUAUUUUGUGAUAAUAACAUUUGCAACAAUCGAUUAUGAAAUUUUAUAACUGAUCAUUGGUAGAGCUCAUAAAAUUAAUUUUCGAUUGUAAUCUAUCAUUAAAUUGUCUCUACUUUUUUUUACUGAAUAUUUUAUGUUGAGCAACUAUACCCCGAACAAAAAUGUCAUAUUGGACAAAACGAAGGAAAAUCCGAGCAAAAGUAGAUGAGCAUAUGCAGUCAAUAUAUACCAGUAUUUCUGAUGAAACGUUGACAUCUGCUGAGGAGAGAGACCUCGGAAUUAAGACCAUGUUGGAAGAAAUAAAGAGUGAGCUGGCAUCACAGAGAGUCAUGCUGUCAUCAUUGAUAAGACAAAGUGGGGGAAAUGCUACUGUGGAACUAAGCCUGCCAGAGGACAUCGUGUUCCCCAGUUCGUCUAUCGAAGACCUAAAACAAAUUGAUGAACAGUUGAAAGAUACUGACAUUGAAAAAAGUGUUCUGAAUACUCUGGUGGUCAUUGGUGGGAGCACUGCUCAGGACAUUGUCAGAAGAAUGCUAAAGUAUCUUUUUGACACACCGAUGUCCAGACAAAUCAACUGGAGUGGAAAAUGUCAGAAGUUGGCAUUUUCUACACUGAAUCUAAAGAGUGUUCUGUUUAAGGCUGUUAGAAGAAACCACGAGACGAGACUAGUGUCAAAUUCAGUAAUCGAGAAAAUAACGAAGGAAUGGUUCUGUACAGCAUGCGACAGAGAUGGCGGACGCCGAAGAAGAAACAGAGAUGACUACAUGAUAGCUAGCCCUGUGUAUCUCACAAUGGAUUUACAGACAGUCUCUAUCGAGUAUGGAUUUACAGACAGUCUCUAUCGAGUCUGGAUUUACAGACAGUCUCUAUCGAGUGUGGAUUUACAGACAGUCUCUAUCGAGUAUGGAUUUACAGACAGUCUCUAUCGAGUAUGGAUUUACAGACAGUCUCUAUCGAGUAUGGAUUUACAGACCGUCUCUAUCGAGUGUACAUUUACAGACAGUCUCUAUCGAGUGUGGAUUUACAGACCGUCUCUAUCGAGUGUGGAUUUACAGACCGUCUCUAUCGAGUGUGGAUUUACAGACCGUCUCUAUCGAGUGUGGAUUUACAGACAGUCUCUAUCGAGUAUGGAUUUACAGACAGUCUCUAUCGAGUAUGGAUUUAGUCUCUAUCGAGUAUGGAUUUACAGACAGUCUCUAUCGAGUAUGGAUUUACAGACUCUAUCGAGUGUGGAUUUACAGACAGUCUCUAUCGAGUGUGGAUUUACAGACAGUCUCUAUCGAGUAUAGAUUUACAGACAGUCUCUAUCGAGUGUGGAUUUACAGACAGUCUCUAUCGAGUAUGGAUUUUCGCAGGAUAAACGAAAAAUCGGUUUCUUUAAAAAUUAACAGUGAUGAAAUUGAUACCCCAAUCCUAGCUUGGACUGUGCAAGUGAAAUGUGGUAACAUUUUGUUGUCUCCCUCUUGUUUUGGUUAAAACAUUUUAAGACAAUCUUUGUUAUUCAUAAAAAAAAACCCUAAUAAUAUAGAUAUUAUUACUUGCAUGUGAAUCCUACUGAUUUUACGAAACUAUAGCUGGAUUCAUGUAUUGCCCUCGCUCUUAUUACCCUCAUGCUAUUGGUUAAAGGAAACCGAUAUUGACCCAUGGAUGGUAGCUAAACCAAUGUUAAUUUCAUCUUGUGAAAAUGCACAAUCGAUAGCGCUGUAUUAGUUCCAUAGUGUAUACGGUAUUACAUUUUGGGUUUACAAACUGCUUGUAUUGGUAGUAGUGCUAUCUGUCCUGUCUCUGUCCGCCUGUCCCACAUAGUUUGUUUGGGGGUUUACUUCUUCUUCUUUUUUCACAAUGCCUCAAGAUACUUAGCUGAAAUUGUGUGCAUAGCUUUAUCCUUAACUCUUACAGAUCAAGUUUGAUUUUUUGUUUUUGAACUUGGGAGAAAAGACAAAUUAAUUUACAGACUGGUUGAGGUUUUUUUAUAUGCCCGUCUAUGAUGGGUCAUGUUGUGGUAUGGCAUUGCACAUCUGUUCCGUCUCUUACCGUUUUCUAGUCCUGACCAUAUCUUGAAUACAAGACCAUCUAACCUUACAUGUAGGAGCAACUUGGGAUGGUGAUGUGUUGCUUACUAUUACUAGGUCACUGUGACCUACGUUUUACGGUCUGCUGCAUAUAACAGUAAACCCUUGUCCGGAACUUAUUUUUCAUACAGAUGCAUACAGGACCAUAAAAUCUCACAUGUAGGAACAACUUGGGAUGGUAGUGUGUCGUGUACUAGGCCACUGUGACCUAUUUUUCAUGAUACUGCACAACAAUAAAUCCUUGACCAUCUAAUUUCUUGGUGGUUGUAUAUUGUCAACAUUACAUAAACUGUUUCUCUGCCAGUAUAAAUGUGUCACCAGAGUACCCAUGCUAAACAAAAUUUCCCUUUCUAAUAAAGAGCAAUAACUUCAUUAAUCAGACAGCACCUUCUCCAAUGGUUACAGUAUCAUCAGUAGUUGGUCCAAAAAAAACCUGUUCAUCUAUUCCAUUGCAAACAUUUCACAUAAUUGGAAUUAAUCAUACCCUGACAUAAUCAACAUGUUCAUUACUAUCUAUGGUUUUCCAUCACACUCCUGACGGGCGUAUCAUACACUGUUUUCACAAUGCUUCCAGAUAUUCAGCAGAUCAUGUUCGACAUUCAUGACAAUUUUCCCGUUUUUGACAGUUCUGGCCCUUGAAUUUAGGAGACCAGAUUUUUUUUCUCAAUUCUUUAAGAUAUUGAAUGGAAAUUUUAUGCAAAUUUUUAUCAUGCACUGUUAUAGAUCAAGUUUGACUUUAUGGCAAUCUACCAAUUUUUCACAGACUUAUGCACCAUGAACUUAGAAGAUAUGAAAUGUCUUCUUUUUAUUUUUAUUUUUGGUCCUGUCCUUUUGUUUAAUAACUCGAGUAACCAAUGUUUACACAUUCACAGUAUGAAAACUAAUCAUCAUAUUCCUUUUUCUUUUUCAUAAUAUACAUUAAUUAUUUAACUAAUAAAAUGUAAUAAUUAAAUUUCUGUUACAUUCAUUACAACGUAACGUCAUCUCAUUGGUCCAGACGUAGCAACGGGAGUUUGUUAAUUUUUCGAUGAACGUAAAAAUUACGUUGUCAAGGAACGUCAUUUACGAUGACGUCGUUUUAAAUGGGCAAGUCGUCUUAUUGAGCGUUAUUGUUUAUGAAUACAAAAUAAUUCAAAAUAAAGUAUGAGUGUUAUUAUUAGUCUGUAUGAUUCAAAU